GGGCGCCGGACAGUGUGAGAGCGGUCGCGAGCAUGGCGAGUUGUGUGCGGCUCUUGUUAGUGUGGGCGGUAUUUCUGGCGGGCGGGGCGCGCGCCUUCGUAGACGAGGCGGUCGACGUCAUCCGACUGAGCAAGGAGAUCGGAGAGGAGGUGCUCAACUCGUGGGACGUACUCGGCAGGCCCUUCAACUCCAGCAGUGGCGUGGAGCUGCCCUUCAUCCGGCGCCACGAGCGGCGGGUGUUGGCGCGGCUGGGGCAAGUGGCGCGCGCUAUCGAGCGGCUGGAGGAAAAAGUGGAGCAGAAUGGGGCGGUGGCGCGGUUGUUAGCGGGCACGGGGCGACGUGAGACGCGGCUGGAGCUGCGCCUGCACGAGCUGGGGGACCUGCUGAGCCGGGUGGCGGCGGCCGAGCGCCAGAUGAGAGACUACGUGCGACUGCAGCGGGAGCUGGAGCGAAGCACGCUGCAGGACUUCGCCGCGUGGUGCGUGUCGCACGAGCCGCGCGCGCUCUCCGGCCUGCUGGAGCGGGUGCACGCGCUCGUGCGGCCGCCGCACCAAUACCUACUGGGCCGCGGCAUUCUGCAUCUCAUGCUGGAAGACUUGGAGGAGAGACACCCGGAUGUGUGCGAGUUGCAGCUGUCGCCGCACCAGCUAAUCUACGACAUGUACAACACCAUCUCGCUGGCGGAGAUCAAGGGGUACGCUAUGAUGCAGUUCUCCUGGAUGCUGCUCAAGAUAUACGGCAAAGGCAACUACACUCAGGAGGCGAGCCUAACUCGAGAGAGAUACGUCGAGCGGACUGCACGCACGGCUGCCGCGGCCCGAAGUGCACUGGCCAUGGCGUCUCGGGAUCUCUACCGGUGUGAUCCUCCCGAACAUAAAGAAGGAGAGACAUACGCCCAAGUGACCCGGCUGCUUCAGGGCUACAUCGAAAACGAGGUGGACAUGAACACCGAGCAGACUUGUAAGGAAAACUGCGGUUACUACACCCUGGCGCAGAACCACGGCUGCUUCAAGGACAUGUACUGCGCGAGGCAGCCCACGUGCAAGGGUCGCAUCAUAAACUGCCAGUACAUCGACUCAGACAUGACCGUCUGUCCGGCGAAAAAAGGAAGCACACGGCGCUACGAAUGGAUUGAGUACGAAAACGGGAAUAGGUUUGGCCAAAUGACCUCCGAGUGUCACCGCGGGAAGACCAAGGUGGACUCCUGGUGGCGAUGGUUGUUCUGGCACUGCUCGUACUGUAUGUGCCUGUGUGACGAGUCCGGGCCGACGUCGGACCGCUACUUCAGCCUGUGGGACGCGACCAGCGACGUCAAGAAUAACAAGGUUGUAACAGGAAUACGCCUGGUGAAGUACGGCAGGGUGUUCCACCUGCAGAUCAGCGAAGGCACGCUCGGGGAGCGCGGAGCGGUAACACCAGGCGGCUGGGUGCCCGUGCACAAGUUUGACGUCAACGACGCGGGCGUGAGGGAGGGCCAGGACUACCACACGCUGAGCUACGAGCGGCGGGCACUUGAUUUGGACGAGCUCGACUCGCCCAGGGGACAAAUAUUGACCGGCGUUAGAUUCAGCGUGAUCGGCGCACACCUGCAUUUCGAAAUUCGGUCCACACCAUUCAACUACACGACCGGCCGUCUGGCGCCCGAGAGAAAUCAAUGGAUCAGUAACGACAACACGGACGGAAGUGACGCACCGAGAUCACGCCUGGAGCUGUACAAGCCGGACGUGCCGACGCGAGGCCCGCAGCCGCUGCAAGUGGACUCCAAGCAUGACCAGUACGUGGAGUUCACCAACAGCGACUUCGAGAAAGAUGCCGCGCAGAGCACCGUGCCCUUCGUCGACAUACAGCCGGUCGAACCCAUGCAAGGCGCGGCGCUAAUCAGCGGCGCGGGUAUGAUACACCGCGGCGCGCGCGGUUCGGGCGGGUUCGUGUCGCCUAAGCUCUUCACGUACGACCACUCGCGACAUGUGCACGCCGAUCCACCACCAGCUUCGCUUCAGACCGCCGAACCGGAUUCUAUGCCUAUGUCUAACUUUUAGUUCGGUACACAUAUACUCACUAAAUAUUACGUAACUUUAAGCUUUUUAAUUAAAUAAAUAACUUUUAAGACUC
Molecule: messenger RNA, 2112 nt
Organism: Leptidea sinapis
Lineage: Eukaryota; Metazoa; Arthropoda; Insecta; Lepidoptera; Pieridae
Gene: orion
Exons: 10
Coding region: 33-2039 (668 amino acids)
Source: RefSeq, a predicted model, not a curated record